UUGACCCUAACAAGCACCCGUAUGUGGUUCGUUUGGGAACCUGUUCGUUGCGCGGCUCGUAUCGAUGCAGCAGACCGGGGUCAUCCCAGUGCUCCAGUCCCCACACAGCGCCUGUGUUUGGCCGGAACAGACCACUCCACCACCGGACACGACCGGCGCGCAGGGACCGGCGGGCACCGCGGAGGGGUCUGUGUGUGUGCGUUGCCGUCUGAACAAGUCAUGGCCGACCAAACUCCUCUGCAGCAAGGAGACCCGCUGCUGACGAAGCCCCCCGAGCCGAGCCUCCCCAACGGGAAAGAAGCCCCCAAAGACGUCCUGCACGCCAGAGGCCAGUGGGCGAGUAAGGCCGAGUUCCUCCUGGCCGUGGCGGGGCAGAUCAUCGGCCUCGGCAACGUCUGGAGGUUCCCGUACCUCUGCUACAAGAACGGUGGAGGUGUGUUCUUCAUCCCUUACCUGUUGUUCCUGGUGCUGUGCGGCAUCCCGCUCUUCCUCCUGGAGACCUCGCUGGGACAGUACACAAGCCUGGGAGGUGUCAGCGCCUGGAGGAGCGUCUGCCCUUUGUUUGGAGGGCUUGGUUACGCCAGCCAGGUGAUUAUCCUGCAUGGCUGCGUGUACUACAUCGUCAUCCUGGCGUGGGCCGUCUUCUACCUGGCGCACAGCUUCCAGGCCGAGCUGCCGUGGUCGCACUGUAACAACACGUGGAACACCGAGUCGUGCGUCUUGUUCAACCACCUCAACCAGACCAAUGCGAGCAGCCUGCCCGAGAACGCCUCUUCCCCCGUCAUGGAGUUUUGGGAGCGGGAGGUGCUCCGCCUGUCCAGCAAUUUGGACGAGCUGGGUCCGGUCAGCUGGAAGUUGGCUCUGUGUCUGGCCGUCGUCUGGCUCGUCUGUUACUUCUGCGUCUGGAAGGGAGUCAAGUCCACUGGAAAGGUAGUGUACCUGACAGCCACCUUCCCAUAUGUCAUGCUGUUUGUGCUGCUGGUGCGCGGUGCCACCCUGCCCGGAGCGACACAGGGCAUCAUUUACUACCUCAAACCCAACCACACCCGCCUGGCAGACCCACAGGUAUGGAUGGAUGCCGGUACCCAGGUUUUCUUCUCCUACGGAAUCUGCUUGGGAAGUCUCACAGCCCUGGGAAGCUACAACAAAUACAACAACGACUGCUACAAAGACUCCUUCAUGCUGUGCCUCCUGAACAGCACCACCAGCUUCCUGGCGGGUUUCGCCAUCUUCUCGGUGCUGGGCUUCAUGGCGGAGGAGCAGGGCGUGGACAUCGCCACCGUGGCCCAGUCAGGGCCUGGCCUCGCCUUCAUCGUCUACCCCAGAGCUGUCUCCAUGAUGCCGCUACCUCAACUCUGGGCUGUCUGCUUCUUCCUCAUGAUUAUCAUGCUGGGGCUGGACACACAGUUUGUGAGUCUGGAGGCCCUGAUGACGUCGGUGACUGACCUGUACCCGCAUCUGAUCAGACGAGGUCACCGCCGAGAGCUGCUGCUGCUGUUUGUCUGCGUCGUCUGCUUCCUGAUGGGGCUGGUCAUGGUCACGCCGGGAGGUCUGUAUGUGUUCCAGGUCUACGACCACUUCUCGUGCAGCGGAGCCAGUCUGCUGCUCCUCUCCAUCUGCCAGUCUGUGGCCAUCGGCUGGGUCUACGGAGCCGAUCGCUUCAGUGCCAACAUCAAGGAUAUGACCGGCUACACCCCCCUGCCCGUCUUCAAGCUGUGCUGGAAAUACUUGACCCCGGCUGUGUGCACUGCCACCUUUGUGUUUUCACUGGUGUGUUGGGCUCCGCUGACCCUGGGGAAGGGCCUGGUCGCUCCGCUCUGGGCCACCACGCUGGGCUGGAUCCUCACCCUCUCAUCCGUCUCCCUGCUUCCCUUCUGGGCCAUUUACGCCCUGGCGACCACCCCGGGGUCCCUCACACAGCGCUUCCAGCAUCUGUGCAGACCGGCCAAACUCUCAUCCUCCCACCACCUCCCCACCAACACCUCCCCACUGCCCUACAGCCCCGGACUGCCGCUCACCAAGAAGCCCAAGCAGCCGAUUGCAGAUGUCGAUCGUUUGAGCUGACGGUAGAGUCAACGACGAUGUAACUUGGGAUGCUGCUUAGCCAAUCAGGUGGGGAGAAGUUCGGGAGGGUCGAGGUUAGCGUUAAUGCGGCUUGAAUUAGAGAUUAAACAGCCACAAAACAAUCUACGCUCAAGGUCUACUUUCUCACUUUAUAUGUAGUUUUCAACCACAUCGUAUAAUCUUGAAAGGUGAUGUUCAUAUUUUUAAAAUAUAUGUCCAGCCUCAGCAUAUUCCAGACCUCUUUCCCACUUUGGUGUUAAGGUUUCUGAAAGCUCUAGAAUACACAUCUUAUUGGACCUUGAGUGGCUGAUCAACACUUGGUGUGAUAAGAACUACCUAAAAGGACAGAAACAAACUUUACUGGGUCCUUUCCACUAACAUGGCAGAGGCCAGAUUUAUGACCUGUACCGCAGCCAGCCCCCCCGCUUUGGCUGCACUUUUGUGGGAGCAGAUUUAUCGUCCAUCUUUAUAUACAGUCUAUGGUUUAUCUGCACUGAGCCUGUUGUGGUAGCCUGUGUCCUCAGCUUUAGCUCUGAUUCUCCACUUAAUGUUUCCUUCUCGUUGGGUUUGGGUGCAGGUCUCAUCUGAAGUGACUCUGUGAGUCAGACUGGUUUCACACACUGGGUUUUGUCUGGACUUUUUUUCUGGAUGGUGCUUCGGUCAUAUCGUGGAUUUCCAAUGGUUCAUACUACGCCUUACACAAGAUCUCAAUUUAACAAAUGUAUCUUUUUACUGCCAAUAUAUCAAAGGAUCUAACUUCAGUUUUCUUGACAACGUUAAGAGCUGAACGGACAUAGUUACUCAUCAUGGACACUGUUUCAUCAAUUGCACUUACUGUAUCUGUUUUCACUCUCUUGUCGUAUGCGCAGUUUGUGCAAAAGUAAAAGUGUUUGUGCGUCUUUUGCACUGCACCAAAAAUAAACAAGCUGCCGACAUAAACAGUAAAUAUAUGAAUAAAAUACUACAAACUGCUGAUGAUAUGGAGAAAAACAGAUUUUUCUUAUUCUAUCCUACAAGCUUACUCUUAAAAUGGAUUUUUUUUAAACAAGAAAAAAGUCUUAUUAAAGCUGCAAAAGAACUCCUAGCACUCCGGUGAUGAUUCUUACUUGAGCGUGACCAAGAAUGUCCUCUAUGCUGCGUUGCAAUGUUAAUGUUGAAGAUAAAUAAGUUCCUUGUGCAAACUGCUGGUUUUUUUCAGCCGUGGAUCAAAUGUUUUGAAGUUUUCGUCUGAGAUUAAUUUACAGAAAAGCAAAGUGAUAAAUCCCAUCUGGUGUCUUUUUUUGUAUAUGCUAUCAUUUUUAUAGGUGCUUACAUACAAGUGCCUCUUUAUUGUAGGACGAGCUUCUUUUGUAUAUGUAUCAUUAUUUUAUUUUUCUCAAUGAAUAUAUAUUUACGUUGUGGAUAAAAGAGGUUGUGUUGACUCA
This is a messenger RNA of Hippoglossus stenolepis (Pacific halibut), 3488 nucleotides long. RefSeq names its product sodium- and chloride-dependent GABA transporter 2. The record is from RefSeq and is a predicted model, not a curated record. Gene Ontology annotation, biological process: sodium ion transmembrane transport. The transcript has 15 exons. The coding region runs from base 22 to 2064 and encodes 680 amino acids. Lineage: Eukaryota; Metazoa; Chordata; Actinopteri; Pleuronectiformes; Pleuronectidae. Gene Ontology annotation, cellular component: membrane.